Cyclopterus lumpus (lumpfish) is the source of this 3377-nucleotide messenger RNA. It is a transcript of the gene cep72, whose product is annotated as centrosomal protein 72. Gene Ontology annotation, molecular function: protein binding. Lineage: Eukaryota; Metazoa; Chordata; Actinopteri; Perciformes; Cyclopteridae. Bases 22 to 1704 code for a protein of 560 amino acids. The transcript is spliced from 14 exons. The record is from RefSeq and is a predicted model, not a curated record.
GGCAGCUUCAGUUCGAAAAGUAUGGCGGCGGAGUGUUUGACAACCAUAACAGAGCCAUGGAUACGGGAGAGAUUACAGCUAAAACAUCCGUGUCUUGGUGAUGUCCGCUCACUGAGCCUCCCGGGAACUUCAGAAGAGAAGAUAAGAAGUCUGGGAAACGCACUGAAUAACUUUGUCCGUCUUAAGUCUCUGGACCUCUCCUGCAAUGUGCUUGUCUCCAUUGAGGGGGUUCAACAUUUGAAAGUGCUGGAGAGGCUGAUCCUGUACUAUAAUGACAUUCCUUCCCUUAAAGAGGUGAAGGUUCUGUUUGAGCUGCCAGUCUUGAGAGAGAUUGACCUCAGGCUCAACCCUCUGACCAAACGAUAUCCACAAUACCGUCCUUGUCUGGUGCAUGCCAUGCCCAACCUACGCAAUCUAGAUGGUUGUUCAGUCAGAGACACUGAGCGCAAAGCUGCCAUAAUGCAGUUCUCCUCUGACCUUCUACCUCUGCAGAAGAGAUCGUCUUUGACUCGGGUUGCUGACCAAAGAAGCAGUGAUCAGAGACUGGCUUCAGUGGAUCGCUUAACCAAGAGGCGCUCGCUUCUGACCGACACUGAUGAUAUUGUGUUGAAUUUUGUUGCGACGAAUCCAGGAGACCAAAGUGCAACUCAGGUCAACUUUGUUCUUAAGGAGGUAAAAGAACCCACACAGGAUGAAUCACAAGACUUCACAGAACAGAGGAGUUCAACUCCAAAACAGGAAACAUCUAAAUCCAUCCUCAGGUAUCCUCCCACAAAAUAUGAUAUCGCAAGGUCCAAAGUGCCACACAUGAAAGAACCUUCUCAUACAAGAAGCUCUACCUCAUUAAAAGUCACUGAAAGACCAACAGUGUCCUUUGGCCCCUAUGUAGAGGAAUGCAGACAUGUGCCUGGAAAACAAAAGCAAAAGGACUCUCCCAAACAAUCCAGACAUGCAGCCAAGGGACAUUACACCCCUAAUCCUGUUCAAAGUCAUGGUCAUAGUUACUCUAUGGCUAAUAUCCGGCCUCCCAGUCCACGUCGUCCUGGUUUGAAUUUGUCGGACCGUUCAAACCCUAUCUUACAUCCUCCAAGACUGACCUACUCCAGCUUAAACAAGACUGAGGGGGACUCCAGCCAUCAAGGGGGAAAUAAAAGAAGGGGCAGUUAUAGGAAACCCCCGGAGAUACUCCUCAACCUUGUGGCCAAACACUGGAGCAGAGAGAGGUCAUUGCAUCAUAACAACAACUUCCUGUCUCAAGCAGUCCAGAUCCUCUCUAUGAUGGAAGAUGAUAUUUCUUGUCGGGAGGCUGAGGUCAGGACCUUAAGACAAGAUGCACUAAACUUUCAAGAAGCUGCACGAGAGGAAGAGCACAAAAGUGAAGUCCGUAACCUCUCCGCUCAGCUGGACACCGCCUGCAGUGGUGUGGGCAAGCUAAAAGAGAAGCUGAGGAUUGUCUUGGAUGAAAAUGUCGCUCUACAUAAACGGCUCAUCGAGUUAGAAGGACACUAUCUCAAGUCUAGAAUAAAAGGUUCACCUAUUACUCAGAUUAAAGAGACUCAGACAGAAGUGGAUGAGCUGAGGAAAGAGAACGAGGGGUUGAGGGUGAAGUUGCUGGAGGCUGAGAAUUCAACCAUUUGUAAAAUAUGCUGCAAGAAAGCCACAGCUGAGCUCAAAGGAAGUGGGGAACUUCAAAGCGGAACUUGAAUGAAAAGAUGCGCAAUGGGAUGAAAAUGUCAAGCAAGACUAUGCCGAACGUAAUCUUAGCCUUGCUGCACAAGGUCCAACAGUUACAGACUGUUUUUCAUAAUUGUUCACUUUAUAUAACUGCAGUGUAAAUAUUAUGUGUAUUACGCUUUUUGUCCUUAUGGAAACAGGUUUCAUUAUUUAAUUUUUUUUAUCUGCACAGGCUGCAUUUGGUUGAUGGGAAAGGCUAUUCAUUCAAGGAGGUUUGUGUAUAAGUGUCUGCCAGGUUUGUUAUGUUAAAUAAAUGUAAUGUCAAUGAGAAGGUCAUAAUGUAUUUCCUGGAUCUGUAGCAAGAUUGUGUCUAUUAGCUGCUUUCCCUUUUUUUUAGGUCACUUGUGUCUCCAUCUGCUUUGUACACUACAGUGGAAUGAAUGCAACUAGAUUCCAGCUGCACUGUGACUUUAUUUAUACCUCUGCCUUCAGGGCUGGAGAGCUACACACACACACACACACACACACACACGUUUACACACACACACAUGCACACUCACAGAUGCAAUUCCAUUUCACAAACACUAAUGCAAGACCUGGCAAACGUGGAUGCUACUGCACAAACUGAGUGUCGGUAUUGUUUUUAAGUGCAUGCUAAGGUCGUUGCUACUAGUGGGGAGUUAUGAUGUGUUCCCGAAAAGCCAUAAGAAUAUAUAAAACAUUGUGUUUUGACUGACACCCGGCAACCAACUAAGCUGACGCUCUGGGGUGUGUUUUUUUAUUUUCAGUAAUGCAUUACAAAUCAAGAACACACAUUAAAAGGUUUAUAGAACAAGAACACACUGCAUGCACCAGGGCACAAUAAUACUAUAAGUUAUUAAAAAUAAGACAAUGUUGUUCCUCCACAUUAAAGGUGCACGGUAUUUGGCAUUAAGCACAGAAAACGGAAUAAUCUACUGCAGAAGACAAAUAAACAAUAGCUGCUAGAGUUGCAUUAAUGCAUGAUUCUUCAUCAGCUGAGGCUACCGGUAGUGUGUGACACAAACACUGUGACCAUGUUGGAAAAAUAUUGUACAAAAGUUUGCAAUUUUCCCUUUUAUCUCAUACAGAAUGUGAGUAUGCAACAGUUAGAGACCUGAUUUAGUUAAAUUUAUGCCUUGGAUGACCGUACCACACAUAAAAGGUACUUUAAAUCUUUACCAACAGACAAAUAUAAUAACAUUGGAGUGUAGCUAACUUUGUAUGUACAGGUUAAUACAUAUUGAUUUCAAGCAAUACAAGAUUUGAUCACGAUCGCACAAUUUCAACACUUGUUUUUUAUCACUAAAUUAUUUAAGUCUGUCCUCACAGCAGUUCAGUAAGAUAUGACACACUCGUACUGUCAUCUAUAUGCUUCUGAAUCAAAUGCAAUAUACAUAAACAUGCACAAAGUACAGCAAUACAGAAAAAACAACAUAUGAAGCCAGUGUUUUAAAUUGAGCCAUGUGGCUAUAACUUUCGAAUAUACACAAUCUUACCACAAAUAUAUUAGAACUACUGUAUGGAAAAAAUAGUAAAAUGUUAAAAAUACAAUCUUGUACAACUGAGCUCGUAUAUUGUGGUUAGAGCUUCCUUCUUUAGCUAAAUACACCAAUUUAAAAAAUCUAAAUGCAUGUUGGCAAAAUGGUUUGUAGUCUGAAUAAAGAUGGCGAAAGAGAAAAUGG